CUUCAGGGUCUCUGUUCGGAUAGUCUGCUUGCCUGGAGAUUCCAUGUGAUCUUCGGCAGAAAGAAGUGGGCUCUGUACAUUCCCGGAACAUUCGUCAUCAUCAAUGCUUUGCUGUGCUGGUCCGCCGACGCGCAGCAUCUUGCUGCGUACCAUCACUAUGAUUUUUACGAGAACACGCUUCUCGAGGUUACCCUCCAGAUCACUGUGGCAUGGGGGUGGCUGAUGUUCUCCAUCAACACCAUCCUCACUAGCGCCAUUGUAACGAAGAUCGUG
Molecule: messenger RNA, 273 nt
Organism: Phanerochaete carnosa HHB-10118-sp
Lineage: Eukaryota; Fungi; Basidiomycota; Agaricomycetes; Polyporales; Phanerochaetaceae
Exons: 2
Source: RefSeq, a predicted model, not a curated record